Messenger RNA from Quercus lobata, 1559 nucleotides. RefSeq names its product IQ domain-containing protein IQM3-like. The transcript has 9 exons. Bases 100 to 1497 code for a protein of 465 amino acids. Lineage: Eukaryota; Viridiplantae; Streptophyta; Magnoliopsida; Fagales; Fagaceae. The record is from RefSeq and is a predicted model, not a curated record.
AUUACAUUAUGCAAUUGGAUAGAAAAAAGCUAGACAAAGACAUAUUUAGCUUGAUUAUGCUCCUUCCAAUCUCUUUCAAACACUUUGCUUUUUUAUCUAAUGGCACUUUCUGUGGAUUGCCAUGACCAUAAUCUUGAAUCAAUGUCAAUGGAUUCACAGGAGAGUAAAGAAACAUUUGUUUCAACAGCUGCGGUGAGGUUGCAAAAAGUUUACAGGAGUUAUCGUACCCGGCGCAGGCUAGCAGAUUCAGCUGUUGUUGCUGAAGAGCUGUGUUAUGGGACUAUUUGGAGGUCGCAAGCUAUAGAUUAUGCAAGGCUGAAUCACAGCACGGUUUCCUUCUUCAAUUUUCACAAAGCAGAAACAGCUGCCUCACGCUGGAGUAGGAUCAGCUUGAUUGCUUCUAAGGUUGGAAAAGGGUUGUAUCAAGACGCUAAGGCACAAAAACUAGCUUUCCAACAUUGGAUUGAAGCUAUUGAUCCAAGACAUCGUUAUGGCCAUAAUCUCAACUUUUACUAUGAAGAGUGGGGUAAAGGUGAUACAGAGCAGCCAUUUUUUCAUUGGUUGGACGUUGGAGAUGGCAAAGAUGUUGAUCUCAAAGAUUGCCCAAGAUCAAGGCUUCGACAAGAAUGCAUUAAAUAUCUCGGAUUGCAAGAAAGGGAAUACUAUGAAUACAUAAUUGCUGAAGGGAUGAUAGUGCAUAAACAAACUGGAAGUCUCCUUGAUACAAGUCAAAAAUUGCAAGGCUCAAAAUGGAUUUUUGUUAUCAGUACCUCCAAAAAACUUUAUGCUGGUGAGAAAAGGAAGGGAUCAUUUCAUCAUUCCAGCUUCCUUGCAGGAGGGGCCACUUUGGCUGCUGGAAGACUUGAGGCAGAAAGUGGCAAGCUCAAGUCUGUAUCGGCAUACAGUGGACAUUACCGACCAACUGCGGAGAACCUUGGCAGCUUCUUAGCCUUCCUUGACGAGAAUGGGAUCAACCUUGAUGAAGUUCAGGUAUUUUCCCCUACAGAAGAUCAUGAGAGCUACAAUAGCCGCAAAUCAGUUAAUGAAGGAAGUUAUUCAACAAAAAAUGUUCAAGAAGAGAGUAAACUGGGAGAACUAACAAAUUCUGAAACACCCUGCCAAACUCCUAGGGAGAAUGAGAUUAACAGCAGAUCCUCUGAAUCAUGUACCUAUGCUCAAACAAAAAGCACACGAACACACAGUUAUAAGAGAACCUUGUCCAGUGAUCUCCAUAGAACCAGAACAAAUCUUCCAAAGAAAGAGAUAUUGCAGAGGAUCAAGUCAAAAAAGGAAGUAAGUUCAUAUCAACUAGGGCAUCAGCUAUCAUUGAAAUGGUCAACUGGAGCAGGCCCAAGAAUUGGGUGUGUUGCGGAUUACCCUCUGAAACUAAGGCUUCAAGCCCUCGAGUUUGUUAACCUCUCACCAAGGGAUCCUCCCACACCAUCAGUCUGCGAUGUUUUUCUUAGUUCAAUUACAACUUUAUGUGUGGUAAUGUGACCUUAGAUUGACUGUCUUUCUUACAAGUUACUAUAAGAAGUCAACAUCACUUUACUUUUCAA